Molecule: messenger RNA, 3733 nt
Organism: Pseudoliparis swirei
Lineage: Eukaryota; Metazoa; Chordata; Actinopteri; Perciformes; Liparidae
Gene: appl2
Product: adaptor protein, phosphotyrosine interaction, PH domain and leucine zipper containing 2
Exons: 21
Coding region: 49-2046 (665 amino acids)
Biological process (GO): signaling
Cellular component (GO): cytoplasm; endosome membrane
Molecular function (GO): protein binding
Source: RefSeq, a predicted model, not a curated record
CUCCCAAACAAUUCAAGCUCCCGUUCCUUCUCUUCCACCGCUAACAAGAUGCCGGCCGUACAUCACAAACUGCUCCUGGAGGAAGCUUUGCAGGACAGUCCUCAGACUCGCUCCCUGCUCAGCGUGUUUGAGGAAGACUCUGGGACGCUGACAGACUACACCAACCAGCUACUGCAAUCGAUGCAGCGUGUAUUUGGAGCCCAGAGUGAGAUGGGAUUGGCCACGGAGCAGCUCUCACGGCAACUUCUGGAUUAUGAGAAGAAAAAUUUUGCCCUUGGAAAAGGUGAUGAAGAAGUAAUCGUCACGCUGCAGAACUUUGCCAAAACUGUAUCGGAGCUGAACUCGCUCCACUCUGAGCUAGCCAACCAGAUGGCUGACGGUAUGGUUUUUCCUUUGAUCCAGUUCAGAGAGAAAGACCUUACAGAGAUCGGCACACUCAAGGAAAUAUUUGGCAUCGCCACCGAUGAGCACGAGGCAGCGAUGGUCAAAUACAGCAGAUUGCCCAAGAAGAAGGAGAAUGAGAAGCUGAAGUCGGACUUGGUGAAGGAGGUGGCGUACACGAGGAGGAAGCAGCACCAAGGCUCACUGCAGUAUUACUGCGCCCUCAACGCCCUGCAGUAUCGCAAGAGAGUCGCGAUGCUCGAACCCAUGCUUGGCUACACAAAGGCACAGAUCAGCUUCUUCAAGAAAGGCAUCGCGUUGGUGUCAAAGAAGAUGGACAACUUUCUUUCCUCUGUGUCCAACAUGACUCAUAAUAUCCAGGCCCAGCUAGACGUAGAAGCAGAGGCCAUGCGUGGGUCCCAGAGGGAGUUCCUGUCUGUGGAGGACACGGUCUAUAUGCCAGAUAUGGACACUGAGCCGGUCAACCGCACACUCAUCCAGAAGGCUGGCUACCUCAACAUUAGGAAUAAAACGGGGCUAGUGAGCACCGCCUGGGACCGACUGUACUUCUUCACCCAGGGAGGGAACCUCAUGUGUCAGCCGCGUGGGGCGGUGGCGGGGGGGAUGGUGCUGGACCUGGACAACAGCUCUGUCAUGGCUGUGGAGUGUGAAGACAGACGCUACUGUUUACAAAUCACUUCCCCCUCUGGAAAAAAGUCGAUGAUUCUACAAGCGGAGAGCAAGAGGGAGUAUGAAGAAUGGAUUUGUACUGUGAACAACAUCUCCAGACAGAUCUACCUGACUGACAACCCAGAGGCUGUGGCCAUCCGACUAAACCAGACCGCCAUCCAGGCAGUCACCCCCAUCACCAGCUUUGAGAAGAGGCCAGAGGGCUCGCCCAACACUGACCGGGCGAAGCCAGGAGGGGUCCACGCUGCCAGUGGCGGUUCCCAGAGGACGGCGGCUGCUCCGGAGCCAGAAGACCUGAUAGCCCCUGGGACCCCCAUUCAGUUUGACAUCAUGCUGCCGGCCUCCGAGUUUCAGGACCAGAACAGGUCCGGGGGGAGACGCACAAAUCCGUUUGGAGAAACGGACGAUGACUGCUCAACAGAAAGUGACGACUCCCUCCUGCAGCAAGUGUUUGCCGUGCGCUUCCAAGGCUCGAUGGCGGUGCGUUACGGCAACAACCAGGAGGUGAUCUUCGAGGCCAUGAGGCAGGUGCUGGCUGCCCGAGCCAUCCACAACAUCUUCAGGACCACCGAGUCCCACCUCAUGGUCACCAGCAGUAGCCUCAGGUUGAUUGACCCUCAGACCCAAGUUACCAGAAUAAGUUUCCAGCUCGGAGAAGUGGUCCAGUUUGCGGCGCACCAGGAGAACGGGAGGCUGAUGGGCUUCGUGGUCGAGGGCCGAGACUGGAGCGACGGAGAGGAAGAGGGAGAGCCUUCGUUUAGCGCCUUCGUGUUUGAGAGCAACACGGAGGGAGAAAAGAUAUGUUACACCAUAAACUUGGCGAAGGACAUUACAGAAGCCAAGAAGGACCCAGAGGCCCUGGCCCAGCUGAUGAAGAACAUGCCUCUAACUAAUGAUGGCAAAUUCCUGCUGCUGGAGGCGGAGACGGGCGACACGACUAAUGGAGCAGAAGAAGACCUGGAGUCUGAAGCCUAGCCCGGUCAGGACCCCAACAGACCAACAAAGACCAGGGCCCGGUCCACCUCUCGCCCAGGAGAGAGGGGACAUCCCCUCUCGGCUACAGUAACACCCAUAUUAGAGAGCAGUUCACUUCCACUUAUCCCGUGUUACUAAAUGUCCAGUUUUUUUGCUGAAAUGAAAACAGGAAAAAGCCGAUCCAAUGGGCGCUUCAUUGGAUCGGCUCUUCUGUGGUCCGACUGUUGCAUGAGUCUUUGGAUUUGGAGUCGUUUGGAGCUAACUGGGUGGUACUUCCACCAAAAGGGACACUAUAUAUAUUUAUAUAGGUACCGAUUGAGAUUCAUUGUCUUCUAAUAUCCCCAGCCGUCUAACAGAAGGCGGUGAAUCCUUUUUAGUUUUUAGGUUGACAUAGUUUGGAGAGUUUAUCCUUUAACUUUUGUUUUUACACAUUAACCUAUAUGUAAGGCUCUUCUUAUGCAACUACUUUGGUGUUUAUUUUCUUGUUCGUGUACGAAAAGGUUAUUGCAAUUCCAAAACCAUGAACACGACGAAGGACUCUGGAUGGGUUGAAGUCACGCGGGUCGUCGGGCCGAGCAGCGACCGCUGCGUUGCUUCUUAUCGUUUCUGUGCGGACGCCACGAGCGCGUGACGAAACGCCUUUGGUUCUUACGGACGGGGCAUCGCGACGAUCUCGAGCAUUCCCACGAAAACUUAAUUGAUGUCAUAUUUAUUUGUUCUUCAAUAUGCUAAAUAAGUCCGAGAUGACGUGUAUGCAAGGUGCUCUUUGAGCAGCCCACGUAUUCUGGAGUAAAACUAGAAGCUCGUGCGAUGUUUCUCGAAAGGCUCUGUAAAUACGAGCCGUUCCGAGUGUCUGUGCGAUGUCUGCUGGGAGUCGGCUACGCGAAGAGGCGAUAUGCUACGGCUGAUGCGGCGCAUGAUUAAAUAAUGGCGUUCUCUUCUCUCCGUCCCUUUAGCAGAAGAAUACAUCUUCGCCGACCUGUCGAAGUAAAACAACUUCUUACCGACGUGUCGCAUAUUGCAUGUGGGCAGACGCCAGCGGGGCAAAGCAAACCUCAAAAGGGAAGCGACUGAUGGGUGGAAUUCUGCCUCUCAUCGCGAUGUCAGUGCAGUAUUAUUCCAUUUGAGCUUCACCACUAAUCUCAUGGCCGGUGGAGGCUCGUGCGCCGUGUGUGUGAAUGUGACACGUUUCUGUACCGCUGUCCUGACGGGGUCAAAAGCACGGCCUUGACGUUGAUCGUGAAAGUUGCAUCGUGUUGACCAGCUUGUCGGCUCUUGGUAAAAUCAGACUGGGAUGGAUUCUAGCUUGAGGACCACCUGUUGAAAUGUUUAGUUUGAAUUGAUUAUGUUGGAUUGCUUGUGACACUGCUCACGGUCAAAAGGUUGACGGUUGUGAAAUACACUUAUUUGCUUUCUGGUGUAAAGUUAGAGGAAGAUGGAUUCUCUUCUCGUCCGAACUCUGUGCCUGAAAGCUAAAAAGUGUGUUUCCCUAAAUGUCGAACGUUCGCUUUAAGCCAUAACGGUUAACUCUUUUUUUGUUUUUUUGUUGCCUGGAUGUGAAUGCGCAGCAGCGGGUCUUCUGAUGCUUUAAAUAAUGUCGUCCUUCCAAUGACCUUGUACCGUCAUUCCUUUUAACACUGGUUGAAAUCGCACCAUUAAUAAAACGACAGCGAUGCAAACAAACGAG